AUGGGCCCCGGAAUCCACCCUCACACCCUCCCUCCCCGUCCCCAACGAUCCCAACCCAAGCCGGCCACCACCAGAACCCACAAACUAGCUCGAGACAACCUCUACCACCCCCGCGGCAACACCUACUUCUUCAAAUCCCAAUUCCUCACCACCCUCCCCUACCCUUCGGGCUCUUACGCCGGAAAAAACAUCAUAGUAACCGGCUCCAACACCGGUCUCGGUCUCGAAGCCGCCCGUCACUUUGUUCGGCUCGGGUGCAGCCGCAUGAUUCUCGCUGUGCGGAACCUCGAAAAGGGCAACCAGGCCAAAGCCUCCAUUGAGCACUCAACUGGUUGUUCCGAAGGAAUUAUCUCAGUCUGGGAACUCGACCUAUGUUCUUACAGCAGCGUGCAAUCAUUCGCUUCUCGCGUAUCUGCGGAGUUGGAGAGGGUAGAUAUCUUGCUGCUUAACGCGGGUGUUUGUGCUUUGAAAGGACCGUGGCGGAUUGUGGAAGAAGAUGAGGAGGCGAUAACCGUCAAUGUCGUCACCACCUUCCUCUUGGCCUUUCUACUGUUUCCCAAGUUGAGAGAAACUGCCCGCUUGUUCCCCGACACAGUCAGUCCAGGACCAACGAUGACGGUGGUUACAUCCCUCGCCCAUACCUAUACGGACUUCCGCCUUUCCCGGACUGCACCCGAGGGACAGCUUUUCAAGAGUCUCAGUUCACCCGAUAGGCCGGAAGCGAUGUUCGACGACCACACAGAUCAAUACUUCAUUUCCAAACUUUUACAGAUCUUCCUUGUCCGGGCGAUGGCGGCGGAGUGUCCUGUGGAGAAAACGGGGGUGACGAUUAAUUGUGUUCAGCCGGGAUUCGUCAAGUCGGGGCUUUUCAAGUUUGAGAGCCACGUACAUGGGCUGUUCGCGGUGGCGUUUGGGAUGGCGAUGAAUGGGCUGGUGGCUAGGUCGACAGAGUGUGGGAGUAGGACUUUGAUGCAUGCUGCUAGUCAGGGCGGAAAAGAGAGCGGAACGCAUGGGGGGUAUUUGUCGGAUUGUAUGAUGGAUGAGCCGGGUGAGUUCGUGACGGGGGAGGAGGGGAGGGUGGUGCAGGAGAGGGUGUGGAGGGAGUUGAGGGGGAAGGUGGAGGGGGUUUGUCCGGGGGUUCUGAAGGGGUUGGAGGUUUGA
Sordaria macrospora k-hell is the source of this 1161-nucleotide messenger RNA. RefSeq lists its product as uncharacterized. NCBI's taxonomy places the organism in Eukaryota, Fungi, Ascomycota, Sordariomycetes, Sordariales, Sordariaceae. The record is from RefSeq and is a predicted model, not a curated record.